AUGACAAACGAAGCAAAGAAGUUUUGGAAUGACAAAAUGACCCAUUUAUUCUAUCUUUAUGAUGCCGAUCGAGACGGUUCAAUUACUCCUGUUGAUUUCGAGAUUCUUGCUGAUAAACUCUCGACACUCGUUGGUCAAGAUGAUACAAAACGACGUGAAGAGUAUGCAACUGCAAGAAAGACUCUCUGCCAAGAAAUAAUGCGAGCUGAUGCUAAUAAAGACGGGAAAAUAACGUUAGAAGAAUGGCUUGACUAUCACACACAUCUUGCUAAUGAACUACGUAAACCGGAUACAAAUCCUGAAAUCUUAGAGCAACUAUCCGAACGUAUUAAUACAACGUUUAAUAUGAUUGAUCUUAAUCAUGAUGGUUAUAUCGCUAAAGAUGAAUGGCUCAAAACCUGUCAAUUCUUCGGUGUUGAUCAACAAACUGCCGAGAACUCCUUUAGACAAAUAUCCAACGGAGAUAAAUUAGAAGAGGACAAAGCGAAAAGUCUCUUUAUUGAAUAUUUAAAAUCGGAUGAUCCAAAUCAUAUCUCGAAUUGUUGCUUAUGUUUUCUCUAA
This is a messenger RNA of Adineta ricciae, 561 nucleotides long. The record is from the annotation of a GenBank genome assembly. Lineage: Eukaryota; Metazoa; Rotifera; Eurotatoria; Adinetida; Adinetidae.